AAGAUGGCGGCGGCGGCGUCGCAAGGCGGGAGAGGCGGCGGCGGCGGAGGCAGUAGUGGGGCUGGCGGCGGCCCCAGCUGCGGGACAAGCAGUAGCCGCAGUGGUUUGUUGGAUAAGUGGAAGAUUGAUGAUAAGCCCGUGAAAAUUGAUAAGUGGGAUGGAUCAGCUGUGAAAAACUCUCUGGAUGAUUCUGCCAAAAAGGUUCUCCUGGAGAAGUACAAGUAUGUGGAGAACUUCGGUCUCAUCGACGGUCGCCUCACCAUCUGCACCAUCUCCUGCUUCUUCGCCAUAGUGGCUUUGAUUUGGGAUUACAUGCAUCCCUUUCCAGAGUCCAAGCCGGUUUUGGCCUUGUGCGUCGUAUCCUAUUUUGUGAUGAUGGGGAUUCUGACCAUUUAUACCUCAUAUAAAGAGAAGAGCAUCUUCCUCGUGGCCCACAGAAAAGACCCUACAGGAAUGGAUCCUGAUGAUAUUUGGCAGCUGUCCUCCAGCCUCAAAAGGUUUGAUGACAAAUACACCCUGAAGUUGACCUUCAUCAGUGGGAGGACAAAGCAGCAGCGGGAAGCCGAAUUCACCAAGUCCAUUGCUAAGUUCUUUGACCACAGCGGGACGUUGGUCAUGGAUGCGUACGAACCUGAAAUAUCCAAGCUCCAUGACAGUCUCGCCACAGAAAGAAAAAUAAAAUAGCCAAUUCUAAAAGUUCUCCUUCUGCUGGAUCAUACGAAUUACUGGUGGGUAGGGGAAAAGACAGGAAGCUUAAGCUUGGUCAAGUAAGAAAUGUUAAAGAUGCCCCUGUUUAGUCCACCCUGGAUAAAUAGAAUUUCCUAGUACAGAUAUGCAAAGUUAUAUCUUUGAUGGCUAGCUGUAGCCUCCUUGGUCUGCUGAAUGGUUUUCUGUUGUUUUCCUUAAGAAGCCUUUUUGUAAAAGCUAAGCAUACCUUUUUCUUUGUGCUUAAUAGUACUUUAUACAGUAUAGCUUUGUGCCAUGCAAUGUUUGAAUGCUCAGUUCUCAAGAACGAGCCUUGCUGGGGUGAGGUAGUGUUCACCUGUAAUCCCAGCACUCGGAGGGCUGAGGAAGGGCAUUCAGUUGGAGGCCGUCCUGGGCUGUAGAGCUAGGCCCAUCUUGAAGAGUGGGUAUUGUUAACUUGUUGCUGACUUUGUGUUGACCCCUGCAUCAGCAACUAUUUCCUUAAAUCCAGGAUACAACUUCUUAAGUAUGACAGCUUUCCUUUACACACCAUUUUUGUGGGUGUAUAUAUAUAUUUGACUUGGGGAGAAUUAUUUUUUAAAAAAAUACAAAAUAGCUUUUUAAUUUGUUUAAAAUAGAUCUGCCUGUUACAUUUUGUGCUCUUAACCAAUUAAAGAAGCCAGUGGCAUUUUUAGUUUUAUAUUCUCUGUUUCCCACUCGUACGUUCCUGUUGAUUUGUGUGUGCCCUUUAUUAACUGCCAUUUUCUAAAGUUUUUUUCAAUAAAUGAAAGAAGAUAUGAAAA
This is a messenger RNA of Rattus rattus (black rat), 1487 nucleotides long. It is a transcript of the gene Spcs2, whose product is annotated as signal peptidase complex subunit 2. The record is from RefSeq and is a predicted model, not a curated record. Bases 4 to 684 code for a protein of 226 amino acids. Gene Ontology annotation, biological process: protein targeting to ER. The transcript is spliced from 5 exons. Gene Ontology annotation, cellular component: membrane; signal peptidase complex. NCBI's taxonomy places the organism in Eukaryota, Metazoa, Chordata, Mammalia, Rodentia, Muridae.